Molecule: messenger RNA, 933 nt
Organism: Drosophila elegans
Lineage: Eukaryota; Metazoa; Arthropoda; Insecta; Diptera; Drosophilidae
Exons: 1
Coding region: 53-757 (234 amino acids)
Biological process (GO): response to X-ray; double-strand break repair via nonhomologous end joining; positive regulation of ligase activity
Cellular component (GO): DNA ligase IV complex; nucleus; DNA-dependent protein kinase-DNA ligase 4 complex
Molecular function (GO): DNA binding
Source: RefSeq, a predicted model, not a curated record
UGUCAACCCUAUAUUGUUUACAAUUUAUUGUGAAAAUCAAAAACUAAUAAAAAUGUCAGCCUUUGUGGUUAAAUUACUGCAGCGAACACUUUCACCCAGUCAAAAGGACGUAAAGCCUUUUAUUUAUGUCCGGAGCAACUGGAUGGACGACGAGGUAGAGUUUGACUUUCUGUCCACUUCUGAUAAUCAAAACUACCGGGGAAGUCUCAAAUACGAGGAGCUACGGAUUGCAGCCAGUGAUUUGGAUCAGGCAUAUAAUGACUUCUUUGCUGAGUGCAAAAAAGCCAUGACCACGCACAUGGGACUCCAAGGAUUCGACUACGAUCUUUCCAUGGAGAACGGCGAGCAACAAGUCUUCAAAAUGUACAAAUGCGAAGGAUACGAAACGCUAUAUUUUGAAAUUCCACUAAGGAAAGUUUCCAAUUGUUACCAAUUAUUGGAUGCAGCCAUAGAAGCUGGUCAACAGAAGCCUCAAGCACCUCCAGCCCCCGAAUCCGAUGUCCAGAAAACCGCAUCCCUCGCUGAGUAUGAAAAGUAUGUAAAGGAUUCCAAGUUGAAGGAGGAGUUACUUCUUCAGAAAUUCCUACUGCUGAUAAACAGUAAGAAGGCGUACAUCAGGGAUUUGGAGAGCCAGUUGGAAGAGCUAUCGAAGAAUCCCUCGAAAGAAAGAAAAAGUCAAAGGAUUUCGUCAGAAGACGAGGACGAAGCCUACGGAGCAGCCACUCAAGCCAUGAAUAUAGAUAAUGAUUCGGAUUAGAACCCAAAAGUACAUAAUCUAAAAAUCCCAUAUUCGGUAUGUGCUUGAAAUGUAUUUCCUUUUUGUUUUAGUUUUUUUCUUUUCGAUCGUUCGAUUUUGUAAAAUAAAUUAGCUUUAUAAUGUAUGUAUAUAUGUAUAAAUAAACAACAAAUAGACUUGUAACGUAAUACAUUAAA